AUUUUUUCAUGCAGUAUGAUAAACUAAAGAAUGGUGGAUUGGAAUUCAAUUUUGGAGUUAUUUAGACUAGAAGAAAGAUGGCAAGGAGUAGUAGAUGUGACAGAGAUGAAUUUGAAAAGUAUCAAAUUACAGGAAUUAGAGAUUCAACAGUUGGGUUAUUUAGGGUUUUAUUGAUUUUGAUCUUUUUUGUUACUGGUGUUGUAAUAGGGUUAACAUCAAGUUCUCAUAUUUCAUGGUAUUUUAGUUUACAAGGAGAUCGAAGGUAUAACAGUAAUAAUAAUGAUAAUCAUUAUAAUAGUUUUAAGAAAUUUAAUUGUUCGAAUAAUCAUAGUAUGUUGGAUGAUGAGUUAUUUUGGAGAGCUUCAAUGGUGCCUAAGAAGGAAGAGUUUCCAUUUACAAGAGUUCCUACUGUUGCUUUCAUGUUCUUGACAAGAGGAUCAUUGCCUUUUCUGUCUUUAUGGGAAUUGUUCUUUAAAGGUCAUCAGAAGUUUUUUACAAUUUAUGUUCAUGCACCACCUGGAUAUGAAUUCAAUUCAUAUGUUUCGAGAAAUUCACCCUUUUACAACAGCCAAAUUCCUAGUCAGAAAGUUGAAUGGGGAUCAGUGACGCUAAUCGAUGCAGAAAGGCGACUAUUAGCAAAUGCACUUCUCGAUUUCUCAAAUGAACGGUUUGUUCUCAUUUCAGAAAGCUGCAUUCCCAUCUACAGAUUCCAAACUGUUUACAAUUAUCUUCUACAAUCCGACCAUAGUUUCGUCGAGUCUUACGACGAUCCCUCGCGAUACGGUCGAGGAAGAUAUAGCCGAUAUAUGUGGCCAACCAUCAGGCUUUCGGAUUGGCGAAAAGGUUCACAAUGGUUUGAAAUCCAACGGUCUCUAGCUAUCGCAUUAGUUUCGGAUACAAAGUACUAUAAACUAUUCAGGAAGUAUUGCAAACCGUCUUGUUAUCCAGACGAGCAUUAUAUUCCGACGCUCUUGAAUAUGUUUUAUGGUUCGACUAAUGCUAAUCGGACUGUGACUUAUGUUGAUUGGGCGUUAGGUGGUCCUCAUCCGACUUCUUAUGGAAAAAGUAAUAUAACCGAAGGGUUUAUAGAGAGUAUUAGGAAUAACGGGACGCGAUGUUCUUAUAAUUCGGGGAAAACAACAGUUUGUUACCUUUUUGCGAGGAAAUUUUCGCCGGAUGCUUUGGAACCGUUGAUGAAUCUUGCUUCGACGGUUAUGAAAUUUUGAAUUAUAGUUUUUUUUUUUUGUUAAUAUGGGAUUAUUUAUAAUGGGGUUCUUUUUUUUAUACAGUUUAUUUUGGUAUGGGAUUUGGAUAGCGAUUAAAAUAUUGAAUCUUGUACAUUGUAUAGCGAUCGAAAGAUUGAAUUGCAAGAAUAUAAAACAAAUCUUUGGUACCA
Messenger RNA from Impatiens glandulifera, 1396 nucleotides. RefSeq names its product glycosyltransferase BC10-like. Gene Ontology annotation, molecular function: glycosyltransferase activity. Lineage: Eukaryota; Viridiplantae; Streptophyta; Magnoliopsida; Ericales; Balsaminaceae. Gene Ontology annotation, cellular component: membrane. The transcript has 2 exons. The coding region runs from base 78 to 1226 and encodes 382 amino acids. The record is from RefSeq and is a predicted model, not a curated record.